This is a messenger RNA of Oryzias latipes (Japanese medaka), 3622 nucleotides long. It is a transcript of the gene ky, whose product is annotated as kyphoscoliosis peptidase. NCBI's taxonomy places the organism in Eukaryota, Metazoa, Chordata, Actinopteri, Beloniformes, Adrianichthyidae. The record is from RefSeq and is a predicted model, not a curated record. Gene Ontology annotation, cellular component: cytoplasm.
ACUGAGAAGGCACAGUGGAAACAUCUCUGCCCAACGCUCUAGCAAACAUUCACCAGGCGUUUGAAAUCUUCCCAGGGUGAGUAAAAGCUUCAGCAUCCAUCAGGGACACAGCCACAGGCAAGCAUUCAGCUAUUGUAUGUGCUACCUCCUAGUGUGCUUGUGUUUUUCAAGUAAGCAUGUUCUGAAAAAUAAAAAUCCUUCCUACAUCUGGUUGCAAGUAGAUCUGCUUCAUAAAGGCGUGCUACCUUUUCCGGGUUUUCCUUUACCUCACGGUAGGAAGAGUGGAGGUCAAGGUUUGCCACACCCUGCUGCCCACAGCACCAGGAAGAAUUAACGACCUGCAGGGCGACACUUGAGCAGGGCAAACACUCGCCAACAUGGGACUCCAGUCUGGGUCACGCUGGAAGGACGCUCAUUGUGCCAGCCUGCUGUCCCUUUGAGUUGUUUUCCAGCAGAUUUAAUGUGCUGCUCAUUUUUGGCUCAGUUAUCAAGCUGCAGGUUCUGGAAGUUCCAGAGAGCCGUUCGGACUGAAGACAUCAUAGAGAUGCAGUUGUGGCAGUGAUAAAUUAUUGUAAUCUUCUUGCUCAUUUAUGGUUAUGAAUAUAAAGCAUAAAUGCAGAUUUGUCACUGUUCUUCCGUGGAGGAUGCUGUAUAGAAUAAGGAAAGCGUUGGCGUCUUAUCGAAGGCACGCAGUUCAGUUUACGCCAUUCUGUUUAACUGCCCCCUCCCUUUCCCCCCCCCCCAGGAAGUCAUGCUUUCCGCAUAAUGUCAGCUGACGUUGCAAUUCAGAAGUUUGCGUUUCCUUUCACCCGUGCUGUAAAGCUUUCUGCAGAGGGGAAGGCGACAUGCACACAGGUGAAAUCCUCAGAGCUUUGUGAACCCAAAGAAAGUCCAACUGUAAACAAACCCAGCCAUGCCACUGGUUCAAGUGCACUUGUGCACGAGGAUACCCAAAAGCAAGGCAGCACAAAGCUUCUGCCCGAGGCGGACGUGGCUGGAGGCCUGGUCUCGAUCUGUGAUGAUGCUGCUCAGUGCGCAGUGGUUUCCAGCCAGAGCAUGUGCAUGAGCGUCAAAGAGGAGAGUGAAGACCAGCGUCCAGCAGCAAAGAGGCAGCUGUCGUCUGAGAGUGCAGCAAGGACCGUCACCACGGUGAAGAAGAGCGCUGUGAGGCAGGACCAGGAGGUGGAUCAGCCAAGACAGGCGCGUUCGAGAAUCCAACUGGCUCCAUCUGCCGCCGUGGACGGCAAAAGGAAGCGCAGAAAGGAUCUCUUCAGCAGCUCAGAGGUCUUCCACAGGAUCGACUCACGUGUCAUCAGAACAGGAUUGGAGCUGAAAGAACGGCACGUGUAUGAUGUGAAAACAAUCGUGCACAGCAUCACACGUGAAAGCAGAAAUGAGCUGGACAGACUACGCGCCAUCUGGGUCUGGCUGUGCCACAACAUCGAGUACGACGUGAGCGGCUAUCUCGGCCGCUCUGAGAAGCUGAGCUCCCUGGAGGAGGUGAUUGCUGCAGGACGAGGCGUUUGCUGCAGCUACUCCAGUCUCUGCUUGGAGAUGUGCAGAGAAGUGGGCAUCGAGUGCCAAGAAGUGCCAGGACACAGUAAAGGUGUCGGGUACCGUCAAGGCCAGAGCCUCCGGCACGUUAACUCGGAUCACCUGUGGAACGCUGUGUUGCUGGGAGGACAGUGGUUCCUCCUGGAUGCCUGCUGGGGGGCUGGAAGAGUAGAUAUGGAACAUGAAAGCUUUGUCAGAAGGUUUGAUGAUUUUUACUUCCUGACGGAUCCAGAGGAAUUCAUAGAGUCCCAUUUCCCGGAGGAGGAGAAGUGGCAGCUUCUGGACACGCCCAUCAUUCUGGAGGACUUUGAGAAGAGGGUCUUUAAGACAUCAGCCUUCUUCACAUUGGGGCUAAGACUGAUAAAUCCUCAUCACUUUCACAUUGUUACAGAUGAUGGUGAGGCAAACGUGUCCAUCGGGUUCUCCUCGCCAACAACCUUUACCUAUGAGAUCACGCAGCACAGGGACCUCCUCCACUGUGGAGCUUUGGAACAGAAAGAGUCAAGUAGCUCCUCCUUUGGCAUUCUAACAGUCUCCCAUCGGAGCAUGAACCUGCAGCUCCUGCCACCUGCAACUGGAAGCUAUGACUGCAAGGUCUUUGCAAGGCAUGAAAAAGCGAGCACGCCUCUGGUGUGGGUUUGCUCCUUCACAGUGGAGUGUCUAGCCCCAAGAGCCAUGGAGGUUAUCCCAGAGAACCCCUACCUGUCUUGGGGAAUGCAGCCCGUUGCAGCCUCACUGGGUGUAGCGGACUGCAGCCAGAGCAGGGAGGUUGCUGAGGUGGAUAAAGGUGUCUUUGACCUGGUGCUGAAGACCUCACGGCCUCUGAUGGUGCUUUGUGAACUGGUCCACCCACAGAUGGAAGCUGCUCUUGCCAAGCGCUGCCUGGCAACACAGAUCCAACCGGACAUUCUUCUCUGCCACGUCUUGUGCCCCUUUCCUGGUUUCUACCGGCUCUCAGUGUUUGUUCGGGACUAUGAGAAGUCAGAGCUGAAGUUCCAGAAUGCUGCAAACUUCCUGUUGCAUUGCAAAGGGAAGGUUUUCCACGUGGAUGAGCUGUUUCCCCCUAACCUGGGCUCAGCAUGUGGGCCUGGGACCCGAACUGCUCAGGCAGGGCUGUCCAAAUUCAGCCAUAAUGCUUCUGUGGUGAGCACCCAGCAAGGGAAGUGUAACAUCACCUUCCACAACCAGAGGGACCUUGAGCUUCACUGCACCCUCAGCAGAGACGAGAGCAAAGCACCAGCUGUUCCGCUCUCUCGUCACCUGCUGUGCACGUACACGGACACCAAGGUGACGGUGAGCAUCAGCCUGCCGGAGGUUGGCGUGUACCGGCUGGGGCUCUAUGCUCGCGUCGGUCCCGGUGGAGAGUUCAGCCCCAUGUGUGACUUUGUUUUGAGGAACAGCUGUGCUCUGCCGGGCCCGCCAUUCCCCUGCCUCUAUUCGGCGUGGAGGAAAGGCUGCGUCCUUUUCGAGCCUCGCGCAGGCCUGCUCGACCCGCUCUCCAGGGUCCAUUUCAGGGUGCGAGUUCCCGGAGCCCUGAGGGUAAGUGUGGUGGGAGAGACAAGAACUGAUCUGACACUGAACAAAAGCAGAGUCUGGGAGGGGGAGGUUUUCACUGGAGAUGCCCUCCAGCAGUUGAAACUGGCAGCCUGUUUCAGAGAGUCUGACGAUAUGGCUGUUUUGAUGACUUUUGACACAAAGCAGCUGGAGAGCAAAGACUGAAAUCAAACAGUGACUUCAUGAAAGCUGCUGAUAAGGACAGAUACACGUCAGUCUGUGCUUUAGAGUUUCUGCUAAGAACUUAAACGGUUACGUAAGGUGUUUCAGGUUUAUUUCAUUUAACUCAACAAAGGCAGAGCCGUGUUGAUGCAAACUGAGUGAAAGAAAUUACUUAAAUUUAAGGUGUUUGUCAACUGCGAUCCAGCUUCUUCUGGGUACAAAAAAGACUUUUUGGCUCUGGUGCUAAUGUGGAUCAUAAGUGCAAAUGUGCAAAAUGUCAAGAUAAGAAAACAUGCAUUUUAAGUGUAUGUUGUUAAAAGGUGUACAAUAAUAAAAAUACUAUGAAGCCAGA